AUGAAGACGGAGAGCAGGCAGCAGUACGACAGUGGAAUCAACACCGGGCAGUAUACGACGAGCUGGAGUUGUUCAGGGAUACCUGGUCAGGAAGCAGAUAACCACAGGAAGCCAGGAAGCCUGCCGGGAAGCCGUUUCCAGUUGAGGAAGAUUAAGAAAAUGCGCGGCAGGAUGAUUAUUUGUUACGCUUGCGGUAAGAAGCGGUACGGCAACAGGAACUGUUGGAGAAAACGAAAUAUCAACGUUCUGGUAGGCAGCGACGACGAGGGUAGUCUGGCGGAAACCGAGGUCGAGCUGCAAAACGGGGUAAAUGUCAAUCCUCUGUUUCGAAAGGUAAAACUAAAUAGCCAAUUGGUUAUGUUCGAGCUCGAUUCAGGAGCAACAUAUACAGUUAUGAGCAAAUGUGACUAUUUGAAGAGUUUUUCUGAUUUACGUCUUCGGCGAAUUACGGUUAAGUUGACAGUAAUUACUGGAGACCUUUUGAAGAUCGCUGGAUUGGUUAAAGUUAAAGUUAAAUGUGAGAGUGGUCGACCGUUGGUUUUACCCUUAAUUAUUAUCGAGGGUAAUAGAUUUUGUCCGCUAAUGGGUCGAAAUUGGUUAGGUGCGUUGUAUCCCAGAUGGCGAAAAAUCAUCUUUAUCGAUGAGCCGGCAAAUGACCAGAGUUGUGAGCGUGAAAGAGAGAGAUUACUUUCAGUAUUAUAUACGGAGUACCGUGAGCUUUUCAUAGACAACCUACAGUAUUUGGUCGAUGAUUUUGAAGUUAGCGUUCGUGUAAAAGACCAUGCGUCUCCGGUAUUUUGUAAGCCACAUGAGGUGCCAUUUUCACUCAAAGAUAAGGUCUCAGGUGAGCUGGAAAGGUUAGUGAGAGAAAAUAUUCUUAAACCAGUGCGCCAUGCUGACUGGGCAUCGCCAAUUGUGGUAGUCCCUAUGCCGGAUGGUAGCGUAAGAGUUUGCAUGGACUGCAAAGUAACAAUGAACAAAGUCAUUUGCGAUGAAUAUUAUCCGCUGCCUAACAUUAACGAUGUACUCGUCAAAUUGAGUGGGUAUAAGUAUUUUGCAAAAUUUGAGCUCCAGGGUGCGCAUAUGCAGAUCAAGGUCACCGAAGAGUCACAGAAAUACCUAGUCGUAAACACUCACAAAGGCUUGUACGCAUAUGAAAGACUGCCGUUUGGAAUUUCGAGUGCUGCAUCGACGUUCCAGCGGAUUCUAGACAAAAUUUUAGUUGGCAUAGAUGGUGUGGAGAGUUACCAAGAGGAUAUUCUAAUAGGGAGCGGGACGAUUGAAGGAUUAAUUGCAACGGUUUAUGAAGUUUUGGAUCAGUUACAAAAGCACAAGAUAAAGGUCAGAUUGAACAAGAGUGAGCUUUUGGUGCAAGAAAUUCGGUAUUUUGGGCAUGUGGUGUCGGAGAAAGGUCUCCAUUCAUCUGAUGAGAAUGUAAAGGCAAUCACCGAGGCUCCACGUCCCCAAAAUGUUUCGCAGUUAAAAUCGUUUCUAGAUGUGAUUAUUUACUAUUCGAAGUUCCUAUUGAGCAUGCCGGUAGAGCUUGGUCCACUUUGGGCGUUGUUGAAGAGAAACUUACGCUUUGAGUGGGAUGAACAGUGCGAGCGAGUGUUCGGUGAGUGUCAGAAACUUUUGCUGAGUUCCGACCUGCUGGAAUUGUACAGUCCUGAGCUACCCAUUGUGAUUGUUUGUGAUGCGAGUUCAAGUGGGGUGGGAGUUGUGUUGUGCCACAAAGUUGGAGAUAUAGAGAAACCUGUGUUUUACGUUUCUAGUACGUUGUCUGUAACGGAAAAGAAUUUUCCGAAACUUCAUCGAGAGGCACUAGCGGUUGUGUUCGGGCUAACAAAGUUCUUCAAGUACAUUAACGGUAAAAGAUUUACGAUCGUCACCGAUAGCAAACCGUUAGCUAGUAUUUUUAACUUUAAGAAGGGUAUCCCGUUAUUAACCGUAACGCGAUUGCAAAACUAUGUCCAUAGGUUAGCGAGCUUUGAUUUCGAAAUUGAGUGCCGAACAGGUCCGAAAGUCGCAACCGCCUUGAGUAAUUUGCCGAUUCAAGGCCACACAGGGGAAGAGGAUGUCGUUGAUCUUCGUUGGUUGAGUCACGAAGCGGAAGCUGUCGAUGCGGAGAAUAUCGGUACGAUCACUCAGGAUGAUCCGAGAAUGAGAGAGCUUUUUCUGUGUGUGAGAGACGGAUGGAAAGAGGGCGCGGUUCCAGCAGAUUUGGAUUUCUUUUAUUCGAAUCAGAGCUGCUUGUCGCUGUACAUGGAUUGUGUAAUGUAUUCCGAGAGACUAGUCGUCCCAAAAUCUUGCCGGGAGCGCAUCUUAGAGUUGCUGCAUGGACGCCAUUUAGGUGUAGUUCGCAUGAAACAAACAGCUCAAAAGUUUGUGUUUUGGCAGGGGAUAGAUAAAGAAAUCGAGAAAUACGUCCAGCAAUGCGGGCUGUGCGCUAGGAUGGAUGGAUAUUAG
This is a messenger RNA of Sabethes cyaneus, 2466 nucleotides long. RefSeq lists its product as uncharacterized. Bases 1 to 2466 code for a protein of 821 amino acids. The record is from RefSeq and is a predicted model, not a curated record. The transcript is spliced from 2 exons. NCBI's taxonomy places the organism in Eukaryota, Metazoa, Arthropoda, Insecta, Diptera, Culicidae.